Molecule: messenger RNA, 542 nt
Organism: Pan troglodytes (chimpanzee)
Lineage: Eukaryota; Metazoa; Chordata; Mammalia; Primates; Hominidae
Gene: KCNE2
Product: potassium voltage-gated channel subfamily E regulatory subunit 2
Exons: 1
Coding region: 1-372 (123 amino acids)
Biological process (GO): potassium ion export across plasma membrane; negative regulation of delayed rectifier potassium channel activity; membrane repolarization during action potential
Cellular component (GO): membrane; voltage-gated potassium channel complex
Molecular function (GO): voltage-gated potassium channel activity involved in ventricular cardiac muscle cell action potential repolarization; potassium channel regulator activity; transmembrane transporter binding
Source: RefSeq, a predicted model, not a curated record
AUGUCUACUUUAUCCAAUUUCACACAGACGCUGGAAGAUGUCUUCCGAAGGAUUUUUAUUACUUAUAUGGACAAUUGGCGCCAGAACACGACAGCUGAGCAAGAGGCCCUCCAAGCCAGAGUUGAUGCUGAGAACUUCUACUAUGUCAUCCUGUACCUCAUGGUGAUGAUUGGAAUGUUCUCUUUCAUCAUCGUGGCCAUCCUGGUGAGCACUGUGAAAUCCAAGAGACGGGAACACUCCAAUGACCCCUACCACCAGUACAUUGUAGAGGACUGGCAGGAAAAGUACAAGAGCCAAAUCUUGAAUCUAGAAGAAUCGAAGGCCACCAUCCAUGAGAACAUUGGUGCGGCUGGGUUCAAAAUGUCCCCCUGAUAAGGGAGAAAGGCACCAAGCUAACAUCUGACGUCCAGACAUGAAGAGAUGCCAGUGCCACGAGGCAAAUCCAAAUUGUCUUUGCUUAGAAGAAAGUGAGUUCCUUGCUCUCUGUUGAGAAUUUUCAUGGAGAUUAUGUGGUUGGCCAAUAAAGAUAGAUGACAUUUCAA